Molecule: messenger RNA, 1659 nt
Organism: Trypanosoma conorhini
Lineage: Eukaryota; Euglenozoa; Kinetoplastea; Trypanosomatida; Trypanosomatidae
Product: trans-sialidase
Exons: 1
Biological process (GO): ganglioside catabolic process; oligosaccharide catabolic process
Cellular component (GO): intracellular membrane-bounded organelle; cytoplasm; membrane
Molecular function (GO): exo-alpha-sialidase activity
Source: RefSeq, a predicted model, not a curated record
AUGCCGCGGCAUCUGUUUUCCUCCGCGCUGCUGAUUAUUUCCUUGUUGAUAUGCUGCGGCAACAGUGGCGCGUCUGCUAGUGACCAAAGGGAUGCCAUGGAUCCGUUUGCCGGGACGACGGAUAUUCCUGCUGCCGCAUGGGAAGGCGUUGGGGACGCCGCUCAAUCGGUCACUUCCCUCCGUGUCCCCAGCCUUGUUGCGGUGGGGGAGGAUGUUUUUGCCGUUGCCGAGGCUCACUGCAUGAAGCAGGACGAGGGGGCCGGCUGCGUAACUGGAAUUGCGUCGAAGCGCCUCGAGCAAACCGCGGAGGGCGCUGCGAUGGAGAUCUCGGCGGCGGACACAAGACUCCUUUACACGCAACUUGUGGAUGGAAGUGACGCGGCUGAGAAGAAGGCAAUGAACAUCAUGCGGCCAACAACACUUGUGCGGGGCAACGAGGUCUACAUGCUGCUGGGCAGACGUACCCGUACAGAGCCUGAGGAGCGGGAUGCCGGAAAAACUGGCUGGAAGCUUGUGCUGGUGAAGGGAAGUGUCAGUGGAGACGGUGAUAACGGGAAGAAAAUCGUGUGGACUCAGACCCGUGCGGUGGAUGCCGCAUCUAUAGGGUUUCAUGGCUCCUUGACUGCGUUGUCUGGUGGCGGAGGCUCGGGCCUUGUGCUGGGCGACGGCACGCUUGUGUUCCCCAUGCAGGGGAUCAACAGGGAGAAAAAGAGCGUCUUGCUUGCCUUGCGCCUAACGCCAUCGGGGGAUAAAUGGACGCUUUCGUCCGAUACGACCGGUGCGGGCUGCAGGGACCCGUCCAUCGUGGAGUGGGGGGAAGACGGAAGCCUCCUCGCGAUGGCUCCCUGUGAGAGGGGCUCCUACGACGUCUAUCCGUCAACUCCCCGUGGUGUAGCUUGGUAUAAUGCGGGUGAGCCAAUUUCGCGCGUGUGGGGCACCUCACUGAACCGGCAAGGAGGGGACGGCGUGCAGAGCGGCUUCGUCACGGCAACCUUCGAGAAUAAAAAGGUGAUGCUCCUCACCACGCCGGUGUACUCGGAAGAGGAAGGCAAAGAAAAAGGUCGUCUGCAUCUUUGGUUGACUGAUAAUUCCCGCGUGCACGAUGUCGGACCGGUGUCCGCUUCCGGUGAUGACGCUGCUGCCAGUUCCCUGCUGUACAGAAGCGGUGCGUCGGAGGAGUUGAUUCUACUGUACGAGAAGAAGAAGAAUGGAGACUCUUACGGCCUCGUAUCUCUGAGCCUGGCAAAGCAGCUGGAGCAAAUCAAGUCCGUGGUGCAGACCUGGAAGGAAAUGGACGCCGCCUUGCAAAGCUGCACUUCCUCUGCCGCCGUUGGCACGCGGAUAAAUGGCGUGUGCAACGGCCCUGUCCCCACCAGAGGGCUGGUGGGCCUUUUGUCCAGCACACUGGCCGGGACUGCGUGGGUGGACGAGUACCUCGGCGUGAACGCGACUGUGAAAGGUGGGGCGGCGACAAGCGAGAAGGGAGGUGUGACGUUCAGCGGCGCCGGAGCGGGGGCGGAGUGGCCCGUGGGAAGCAGGGGGCAGAACCAGCCGUACUACUUUGCGAACAACGGAUUUACGCUUGCGGCGACGGUGAUGAUCCACACGGUGCCGGAGGCGGACACGCCUUUGCUGGGCGUGAGGAUGAAUGACACGGUC